AUGGAGUCAAACUCUUCGCUCGCGUCGCAACUUCCGUUAGACGUACUACGGAUUAUAUUUAUAUAUGUCCGUAAGGCAGGAAAGAAUCCAAAUAAAUAUGAUCGUGAUGCUCGCCGAAGCCUACACUCAUGUCUUUUAGUUAACCGGCAAUGGUGUCAAGCAGCUGUUCCUAUCCUCUGGCGGAACUCUUUCUAUUAUUGUAGUCUUGGAAAUUCUAGUUUAAUAGAUAGCUAUAUUUCUUGUUUCAACACCGAUGAACGUAGCGAGCUCACAUCUAAAGGUUUUAUCCUCAAAAGAUCGCCGCGUUAUCGACGUUCUACAUUUCCGUACGCGGCAAUGCUUAAACGAUUGGAUUAUGAUAGAUUUUGUGGUUCAGUUGAUCUUUGGUGUAGUUGUACAGAUCAAGAACCUUAUAAUGCCAGAGUAUUACUAAUGCGAGCGUUACUUCGAUUAUUUUUAACACGUUCGGUAAUUUUAUUGCAUCUUGUACUUGGUGAAUGGUUUGAAAAAACUACUACUGACUUGAAGUAUCGAAGAAUUAUUGAAGACGAAUUUCAAAAUUUACUUGAGCCGGACAAAUUAUUCGUUUAUUUAUCACAUUCAUCUCGAAAUGGUAACUACAAAGAUGAGUCAUUAUCAUUACAAAAAAUAAUUGAAUCCCAAACUCGACUCAAAUCUCUUAAACUCGGUAACGUGCCAUUGUCUGCCUUACUUCCCGUGCUACCCACCCAAUCUAAGUCCUUGCGCAGCAUUAAUUUAUUGGAUGUUACUUUUAACGAUAACAUACCAUGGGCCGAUCUUUUUGAAUGUAAAAAUCUUGAAAAAAUUAAAUUUCGUGAUUGUAUAGGAUUUGGUAAGAAUAUGAUAAAUUCAUUUACAUCGGCAAUUUUUCCGAAAUUAAAAUUACUUGCGAUUGUCGGAGAGUGUAGAACUGAGGAUGGAGAGCUCUUAACCAAAGAUGAUUGUCAUAUGCUAGUUGAGUGGGGCCUUGAACAAGGAGCUCUUGUUACAGUUGGAAAUUGGGAUUGUGUCGAUGGAUGGGUAAAAUUCGGACAGACUGUGUAUGAAUUUGCGUUUUUGUGGGAAUAUUCAGAAAGAUUUAAUAAUAUUUAUCGACAAUAUUUGGAUUGUUUAUCCAAGAGAACCGAAGAAUUUCAAGAAUUUAU
This is a messenger RNA of Dentiscutata heterogama, 1166 nucleotides long. The record is from the annotation of a GenBank genome assembly. NCBI's taxonomy places the organism in Eukaryota, Fungi, Glomeromycota, Glomeromycetes, Diversisporales, Gigasporaceae.